This is a messenger RNA of Ornithorhynchus anatinus (platypus), 2984 nucleotides long. RefSeq names its product myelin regulatory factor like (gene MYRFL). The transcript has 24 exons. Gene Ontology annotation, molecular function: sequence-specific DNA binding; DNA-binding transcription factor activity. The record is from RefSeq and is a predicted model, not a curated record. Gene Ontology annotation, cellular component: nucleus; endoplasmic reticulum membrane. The coding region runs from base 1 to 2628 and encodes 875 amino acids. Lineage: Eukaryota; Metazoa; Chordata; Mammalia; Monotremata; Ornithorhynchidae. Gene Ontology annotation, biological process: positive regulation of DNA-templated transcription; protein autoprocessing.
AUGGAUGGAUCUCAGAUCCUGAGACUUCAGGAUAUAGAAUGUCAGGAUGUGAAAAGAGCCCUGGAGGACCCCAUGGUGGACACUCGCAUUCUAGAAGAAUUCAUCGGGGCUGACUUUGAACCCGGAGGACUGCAGAGCCAGUUUCCAGAAACGCCGCCCUAUUCCGGCUCCGACUCGUGCUCGCCGCCUCAGCUCUCAGGCGUGUGUCUUAGAGGCCCGGCGCCCGGGAGGCUUCACGUCUCGCAUCACCCGGCAGCUGCGCCCGGAAAUCCGCCUCUCGCCCCCAUCGAGGGCAUCUCGACCGUGUCCGCCGGGUAUCCCUGCGACCUGUUCCAGGACGGUCUGCAGCCCGACGACUCCGGGCCUUCUGGGAGCUACUGUCCUCCUUUCCAGUGCACCGGGCCCGAUUAUUCCUACCAGCAGCAGAAACCGUGCCAGAGUCAUGAACUUUUCUUGCCACCUACGAGGAAGAGAAAGCCUUCCCGGUUGCUAGAGGAUGCUACGGAGCUUUCAGUUUGGGACAGUCAACCUGGACAGAUGACCGGCGGGGACCGCGCUCCGGAGGUGAAUGCGAACGAUCUCCAAGGGCCAAGCACCGUCUGUCCAGACAAGGGUCAGCCGUCUCUCAAGUGGCAGCCGUACCAAAGCAGCCCCUGGAGCGGUUUACUCAACGGCCUUUACGAGAAGCUGCCUGAUGUAGGAUACUGUGUUGUCACAGACAAAGGAUUUAAUUUUUCGGCAGCAGAUGAGGCUUUCGUCUGCCAAAAGAAGAACCAUUUUCAAAUCACUGUUCACAUUCAAGUCUUUGGGAAUCCAAGAUACGUUGAAACCCAAAUGGGGUUGAAGCCUAUUGAAAUGUUUUACUUGAAAGCGUUUGGAGUUAAGGUAGAAGCCACCAAUCAAAUCAUCACCAUUGAACAAUCCCAGUCAGACCGAAGCAAAAAGAUAUUUCAACCCGUCAAAAUUGAACUACCAGGAAACCAGUUGACCAAAGUCACCCUAGGGAGACUACACUUCAGCGAGACCACGGCAAACAACAUGAGGAAGAAGGGGAAACCUAAUCCUGACCAAAGAUACUUUAUGUUGGUGAUUGGAUUGUAUGCGGCAAACCAAGACCAGGGCUACUUACUGUCUGCGCAUAUUUCCGAAAGGAUCAUCGUGAGGGCCUCUAAUCCUGGACAAUUUGAGAACGACGGCGAUAUGUUAUGGCAAAGGGGACACGGUCCAGAAUCCGUGGUCUGUCACGGCCGAGUGGGAAUUAACACGGAGGCCCCGGAUGAAGCGCUGGUCGUUCUUGGAAACGUGAAGGUGUCGGGAGCUGUCCUGUAUCCCUCUGAUAGCCGGGCCAAACAGAACAUCCAAGAGGUCGACCCAAAUGAACAGCUCAGAAGGAUAGCCCAAAUGAGAGUUGUUGAAUAUGACUACAAACCUGAAUUCGCCUCUGUAAUGGGAAUAGAACAUGUCCACCAGACAGGAAUGAUAGCCCAGGAGGUAAAGGAUAUCUUACCCAGUGCCGUAAGAGAAGUGGGUGAUGUCACCUGUGCAAAUGGAGAAAAGGUGGAAAACCUCCUCGUGGUGGAUAAGGAUCAGAUCUUUAUGGAGAACGUAGGGGCGGUGAAACAGCUCUGCAAACUGACCAACGACCUCGAAGAAAGAAUAGGAGAGUUAGAAGUGUGGAACCAAAAACUGAAUAAACUCCAGCAGGUGGACAGCCUCAAGGCCAAAGAAGGAAACACCGUCGACCAGGUCAAAGAGGUUGUUACCGCACCGCUCCCCAGAAGAGUAGUGACCGCAAAACCCAACAGGGUUUGCUUUUCAGAGGCAAAGCGGUCCUGUCCCCACCGGGUUUUCCGGAUCACAGUCAUUGCCGUCAUCACCGUGAUGGCGUUCUGUGCCUUGACGAUAGCCUCCCUUUAUGUAUUUAGUUUACGAGAGCCAGGCGCGGACCAAAAUUUCACUUCGGGCAAUGCCACACAGCCUCGAAAACUCCUCCUGGCCUCCUUCCAAACAGCACCGCCCGCCUCCACCGUCACAGGGCCUUCAUUCCAGGUCCCGGCAGUAAAUUUCUGCGAUAUCCUGCCGUGUGAUCAUUCCGCCUGCUGCCCGGACCACGACUUCCGAAGGACCCUCCUGACCCUGGUUGGGGAAAGGAGGACGGAGUGGGAGCGCAGGCCGGGGAAACGGCCCCUGUCAGGCAUCAAUACAACCGUCAGCUCCAUCCAGAUUGUGGAAACACAGCAAAAAAUUGAUCAUCGCUAUUGCAGUUCAAGGCUCCAGUGCAAGUCUGGAAAUUACAGCUAUAAUAUUCCCAUCAACAAGCACACGCCCCCCAAUGCAAAAUUUUCACUGGAAAUCAACACCACAGAACGAAUGAUGGUUUUCCGGUGCGGAAGUUCUUUUGGAAGUGUCUGUUUCCAAAGCCAAGCGGGAGCGAAAACAGAGGAAGAUGCCCUGAACAGCACCCAGGGAUGUCAGCAUAUGUGGAGUCUCCCCGUGGCCCAUUUCUAUGACAGCGUAUUCCAUUUCCGUGUCGCUGCCCCGGAUAUUGCAGACUGCUCAUCAGACCCUAACCAUGCUGGGAUAAUCUUCACGGAUUACUACCUCUACUUCUAUCGGCAGUGCGGCUGAGUUCUGGAGUUCAGCUGGAUCACAAAGGAACACCACCACAUGUGCUGCUAAAAGGAGCCUGCAUCCGUCACCCGCUAGUUGUUCACUUCUUCAAAUUUGCUCCUUGAAGAAUUCCUCCUGCACUCUGCCUCGGCUGGUUUAAAAGAGAAUGAAGAAAACGAAGGAUUUUCUGGGUUCAAACCGCCACGGACUUCGCGCAUUCAAUAGUGACUCGUGAGAAGUCGGUCAGAGUGUGGGAUUUGGAAAUGUCACCUAUUUAAUAAAACCCCAAGGAUGCGGCUAACGUUUGCUCGAAAUGAAUGUGCUUCCCGACUGUACCGGAAAAAAAAAAAAAGAGAUGUUAUUUCUGAUGAGAA